AUGAAAGCCAGAUGGGUGUGUUUGGCCGAAUCACCAGGAGUCGGGUGGAAAAAGUUCCAGUUUAAUUCCACGGAGAAACACAUCGCUGUCUACCACGAAGAGGGCUCUUCUUCCGUGUUCGUCGGAGCGGAAAACAAACUUUACUAUUACAAUUUUGAGGACUCCACCAGCCACGUGGAGCGUUUUGAUGUAGAUAGAUCCAGGUCCAUGUGUGGACGUUCAGAAGAAGCUGUCAAUUAUCUCACGUUCAUCGGGAAGUACCAGGGCAAAGUGCUGGUUUGUGGCACCAACGCCUGCAAGCCAACCUGCUGGAACUGGGUCGACGGGCAGAAAGGGCCAGGAAUCAGUGCCCAGAGCUUAGCACCUUUUGGCCUUGAAAAAAAUUCCCUUGUCCUCAUCGAUGGCAAUGACAUCUAUUCGACUGUCCGGAAAUACCAAUACAAUGGACGGAUCCCUCGUUUUCGGCGGGUGCGUGGAGCCACAGAACUUUACACCAGUGACACAGUCAUGAAGAAUCCACAAUUUGUGAAGAUUGCGCCAAUCCGACAAGAAGAGGCCUACAAUGAUAAGAUCUACUUCUUCUUCCGAGAGGACAGUCCUGACUGGCCAAUUAAUCCUUUGGCUCCAAGGAAGAUCUCCAGGGUGGCUCAAGUGUGCAAGGGUGACAAAGGGGGCAAUGGCUCCUUUUCAGCAGCCAAGUGGACGACUCUCCUGAAGCUCAUGUUGGUCUGUGUGGACUCAGCCACUAACCGAAACUUUGACUGGCUUCAAGACAUCUUUAUCGUUGAGUCGGACCAGUGGUUUCAGACAAAGAUCUAUGGGCUUUUCCUAAAUGAAUGGGGUUAUUCCGCCGUCUGUGUCUACUCUGUUAGUGACAUCAGCGAACGCUUCAGAAUGUCUCCCCUGAAAAACUACACUGGGAAACCCCCUGCUGUGAAGCCAGGACAGUGUCUAGAAGAAAAAACUCCACCUGAGACUUUCAAAGUGAUCGACAGCUAUCCAGAGGUGGCUGACCAAAUGAAUGGAAAAACCAUCUUCUACAGCAAACAUCACUACCAGCACCUUGGAGUCCACCAGGUUCGGGCGGCAGACGACAAGAACUACGAUGUUCUGUACUUAGCCACAGACAAAGGAAGCAUCCAUAAGGUGGUUGUCUUACCAGACGGAGCCAUGAAUAUCCUGGAAAUCCAGCCUUUCCAAUCCCAGGCAGCCAUUCUCGCUAUGAUUUUAGACAAAUCAAGGAAUGAAUUAAUUGUGGCUUCAGCAAACGAGGUGGUGCAGCUCCCCAUGGCCUCUUGUGGGGCAUAUAAGAACAACUGUGGGAGUUGUGUGCUGUCCAGAGACCCCUACUGUGGAUGGGUCAAUGAGAAAUGCACUUCUAUUAAUGAGCAUGAAAAUGGAACCUUAUUGCAGUUUCUACAACAUGAUGUUCCUCGAAACAUUUGUCUAAGCAACUUGGCCUCUGAAGGAGAUGGCAGCAGUUCCGACCCAAAGAAUGUGACCUUACACUCCCGCUAUUUCCUGAAUUGCUUUCAAGAAUCUCAUUAUGCCAAUUACACCUGGCUUCACAAUGACCAGCCAGUUGCCCAUUGCAGCUCUGGGCACCGUCACUGCCUUCAUUUCAUUGACAACAUGACCGCUGAGCUCUAUGGCAAGUAUUCCUGCGUAUCAAAAGAAGAUUGGUUCCAUCAGACCGUCAUAACUGAAUACCUGGAGAAUCCCUCUCAGGACAGCGGGUACAAGUAUGCAAAAUCAGUGGGACUUGGCUCCAUGCCGUCUUUAUCAUUCUGGCUGGGGUUACUGCACAUAAUAGCCAUAGUCUUCAUCGUCCAGUAAAGCCUGAUCUUCUGUGGACUUUCACAACAUUCCCCUACUAGGCCGGAUGUUCAGGAGCAUCUCUGCUGAAGACAUCUGACAGUUCAGAUGGUUGUAGAGAUGAAACUUCUCCUUGAUCUUCUUGACAUCUGGAUGGAAGCAAACGAAGAAGAAGAAGAAGGGACUUGGGAGAAGGAAAAAUGACUGAUCUGAUACCCUCAGUUUCACCUGUUGAGAUUGGGUGGUUCUACAAAUUGGACAAAUAACAUCAUAAAUAAAUAUUUCAGGAAGGACAUGGAAUGUCUUAAUGGGAAAACCUUGUGUGGUGGCCUUGAGACCUGACUAAUCCAACCUCGAAAAAGAAAGAUGAGUUUUGCCUAAAAGCAGAUUAGCACUUACAAGGUCUAUUUUUUACAAGAUCUCUGCCAGUGGCUUUUCAAGUUAACUCCUUCCCGUCUGUUCAUUUGUAGAAAGGGCUUGGCUCCAUGUUUGUUCAGGAGUCCAGCUUGAGACAAAGGCAUUUUCGAUUCUCUACCAACCCCACUGGUGUUACUGCUGCUUAUUGAAGAAGAAUAGCGAGUGCCAGUGUCUAGAUCUAUCGGUCGUAAACUUUCAAACAAAAGCCCUUAUUAUAUUUCAGAAUAGUUGCAGUAUAUUUAUUUAUUAUAUUUUCUCUUUGUAAAAGAGAAAGCUCCCAACUCUUUCUAUGUAAAUAUUUGUUCUACAUUGUUUGCUUCCUGUUUUUUUAAACAAUUUGUUAGUUUUUUAUUAAAAAAAACCCCACCCAAUUGUUUUAUUUGGAAGACGUUUAAUGUUCCUUGGUCAAUGAAGGUUCUCACUUACCUACAGAUAGACUAGGGGGGCUAAUGGGCCUGCAAAUGCCCCAUUUCAGGAUGGUGGGUUAGAAAAGAAGCAAUGGUCGAACACCUGAGGUUUGGGAGCUCUGGUUCCUGGAAGAAAAGAUCUUAAAGAGGAGUAGAGAUUUUUUUUUCCUGUGUAAACCUUUACAAUGAAGUCCUCCAAUCUGGUGCAAAAUUGCUCGCCUUAAUGUUGGACUAAGAUUGAUCCUUAAGCCACUUCCCAAGGCUCACUUGCAAUCCAAUCUUUGUUAUGGGGCCAUUGCUUGGAGAAUCAACUGU
Messenger RNA from Notechis scutatus (mainland tiger snake), 2954 nucleotides. The record is from RefSeq and is a predicted model, not a curated record. NCBI's taxonomy places the organism in Eukaryota, Metazoa, Chordata, Lepidosauria, Squamata, Elapidae.